AUGAAGCAGAAAAGAGAAGGAAAGUUUGUUUUUGAAGGAAAAUUCCCGUUAAUCAGAUUUGGAAUUUUUGCUGAAGAUAGUGAUCAGUCAGAUUCGGAUAAUCAAUCUAAUCCUAUAGAGACUGAAGAUGUUGUGAUUUCAACUUCAGAGGUGGAGAUUGAAGAAGUUCAUGUUUCUCCUAUUGCUAUAGUGCCUGACGAACAUGAUCAUCUAUACAAUGUGGAAGUUGAAACACAAUCUAUCCAUGAAGAAGGUGAUGAGGAUCUUAAUGAAGAUGUGGAUUUUUUGAAAGAGAUAGACUUCACCAGGAUCAGUGAUGAUAUCCCUACAAACAUUGAACUUGAUCUUGACGAUGACGAGCUUGGUCCACUUCCGGGGUUUAACAACAGUUGUUUUAGAAAGGUCAAUGAAGUUGCUACUUUAGCAACCAAGACUGGGGAAGACAGUAUUGUUCUCAAGAUUUUUCUCUCAUCUUCUAAGCCUUUGGAGGUUUAUUCAGGUCAAAGAGAUUCUUCUUUGGAAAGAAGUCAAUCAAAUACAAGUCUGGGAGUGCCCACUGUCAGCCAUGAACCUCAAGUCUUAUCCACUGUUACCACUGCUAUUGUUUUCACUCCACCACUACAAUCAGAUGAAGGCCCAAGCACAAUGUUUGAGAUAGGUGGUUCAUCCUCUGUUCCAGAGUAUUCUCCUACACAACCCUCACUGGAUGAAGCCUCAAUCAGAUUGGCCAAGCACCUUGCACAAAACAGUCCAACCUCUUCCUCUCGGGGUAAAGGCAUAUCUUUCAGGGAAGAGCAUUCAGGUGAUGACAAGUCUACAAUGUCAGAACUUCGAGAAGAGAUUGGGGAUAAAGUUAAAGCCUUAUUUCAGCAGCCGCACGGAAUUGAGGAUCCUCCCAUGGACACCACACAAUAUACUCAUGGCGAACCUCCAGUUGAUCCAUCUCCUCCUAGAACAACUACCAUUGUCGAUUGA
Molecule: messenger RNA, 975 nt
Organism: Lactuca saligna
Lineage: Eukaryota; Viridiplantae; Streptophyta; Magnoliopsida; Asterales; Asteraceae
Source: the annotation of a GenBank genome assembly